Messenger RNA from Cephus cinctus (wheat stem sawfly), 1193 nucleotides. RefSeq lists its product as uncharacterized. Lineage: Eukaryota; Metazoa; Arthropoda; Insecta; Hymenoptera; Cephidae. The transcript has 3 exons. The coding region runs from base 664 to 1047 and encodes 127 amino acids. The record is from RefSeq and is a predicted model, not a curated record.
CUUACCGUUAUAGGUCUUACAUACAGGUCUUGAAACUUCAUCGAAUUUCAGUGGUGGGGGAUGGUCGCUUACUGAGGUUGAAUUUAGUUUCAAACAGCGUCGCUGUGAUCGAGUUACCCCUUAUCUAUCUCACUCUACAAUCGGACCUACGUGAAGAUAGCAUUGUAACAUUUACUUUUUGAACAUUUUUUGUUGUCAAAAAAUUGUCGGUUUUUUGGUGGUGUUUGGUGGACCAGUUAAAAAAUUUGGUGGUUGCCCAUUUUUCUGGAAAAUGGAAAAUAAAAUUUGGAUUGUGAAGGUAGCCCCGAAAGUCUUAUUUUUUAUAACAACAAUUUUUUUUUGUAUGGAAUCGAUGCCAAAUUUUUUGACGGUCACGAAUUACCUAAUUACAAAAUUUGGUGGCAAGUGGUUUCGUUAAAAACAAAAAAAAAACCGUACGCAUACCUGUGAAAUGUGAAGUUAGCCCCAAAAGUUUUAUUUAUCAAAAAAAUAAUUUUUUUGAGUUUAAACGAUGCCAAAUUUUUUGGCAGUAACGGAUUACCUAAUUACCCAAUUUGAUGGUACGCAGUUUCGUUGGAAAAAAAGCCGUACGUACAUCUGUGGAGUGUGAAGUUAGCCUCAAGAACUUUAUUUAAAAGACAAAAAUGGGUUUGAGUACAUUCGAUGCCAAGUUUUUUGGUGGGCAAGGAUUACGAGAUUAUAGAAUUUGGUGAUAACCGUCGUAUUGAAAAUCAAAUAUUAGGCCUUUCCAGCUGCGCAACAGGGGCUAUUACCGACGGGACGUAUAAACUUCGAGUCCAAGUUGCUCAAAUGCAAGUAGACAACGACUUGCAGGAAGGCGUACACAUUCGCGUGCCAGGGGAAUUGAAAAAAGAUGGAUUUGGAUCAAUUUUACUUCUAACAAAUGACAAUCGGAGCAUCUCUAUUAUCGAUGAUGAAAUUAUGUCAGCUUCCGAUCUUCGCAAAGGAUUUCGUCAAAUUCUAAAGCAUCCCAUCACAACGUGCGAAGAUGAAAAGGAAAAUUUCAAGAAAACUAAAGCCGAUUAAUCAAGCACAACAGGCCAAAACCAUCACACCCACCCACGUCCGUCAGUUCAUCUGUUCAAUAAUUUUUUUAUUUGUUAUUAUUUUACUUUACUGUGUAUGUGUAUACAUAUAAAAAGUAUCUCAAAUAAAAAGUUUGUCAUACUUUA